This is a messenger RNA of Cuscuta europaea, 3200 nucleotides long. NCBI's taxonomy places the organism in Eukaryota, Viridiplantae, Streptophyta, Magnoliopsida, Solanales, Convolvulaceae. The record is from the annotation of a GenBank genome assembly.
CUCCAAAUUACAACAGCCGAAAAGAGAGAGACGGCCCAAAUGCCCAAUUCACACGUCCUAAGCAACGACCGCAGCGCCGAGAAGAGUCCGUUCACCCUCUUCGCAACUUAGUCGGCUCCUCCUCUUCGUCCGUCGAUCACGCUGGUCGGCCGUCGGCGCACGACGCCUCUAUGCGUUGCCGCUAGGUCCCUGCUCGACUUCUCUGCGCCUCUGUACUUCUGCUCUUCGUCUCUUCAGAUUUGAGGAAAAAGUACCUGAUUCGUCAGUGUAUUUCUUAACCAGAGUAGUGGUUUAGGAACUGUCAUCAUAGCUUGAAGAUGAAUAAUCAAAUUUGGGCAUCUGAGUUUAAUUUAACGGUCUACAUCUCCUGACUUAUGUGCGGUGAGCCAGUGACUUACUACCAGUGGCUGACGACAGGUGUCAGCUAGUAUAGCUGAGCUGGAUGAGACUUGCAGUCUGGUUCCGUGGAGUCAAUUUCUUCAAUCAAUAUUUUGGCCUCUUAGUUGGUUUCUUUUCUCUCUGUGUAUGUGUUCUUAAUCUGUUUCCGUUUGACAUCAUUUUGCAUCCGAUGAUCAGCUGCCAGUUGAAUCCCAAAGCUCUCCAGAGAAUACCCAGGCGAUUGGGUUCAAAAAUGGGCGAGACGCAUUGUGUUUCACAUAUCAAAUGCAUGCACUUGGGGUUUCUUUUGACUCAGUCAGUUACACCACAGCUCUCACCCAUUGUACAUAUCAAGAAAUGUUCACGUUAGGCCUUCAAUUGCAUUGUUGUGUGUUGAAGUGUGGAUUAGAAUUUGAGGUCUUUAUUGGAAAUUCUCUUGUUACCAUGUAUUUGAAGUCGGGGGAAAUUGUGGACGCUGAAAGAGUGUUUCAUGAAAUGCCAUGUAAGGAUUUGGUUUCAUGGAAUGCACUCCUUUCAGGGUAUGUGCAGGAAGGGAGUUACUUAGCCAUGGUAAUGCCCAUGUUUAUCGAAAUGGUUAAAGAAGGAAAGAAACUAGAUCAUGUGUCACUAACUAGUGCUAUUUCAGCAUGUGGGCAGCAAAAAAAAUUGGAAUCAGGGAAACAAAUACAUGGUUUGGCUAUAAAGAAGGCAUAUGGAUCACAUGUCUCAGUUUGUAAUGUUCUAAUGGCCAUAUAUUCCAAAUGUGGUGUUCCAAACGAUGCAAAGAUUGUUUUUCAAAGAAUGAAUGAACGUAAUGUUGUGUCUUGGACUACAAUACUUUCUGUGUGUGGAGAGGAUGCCAUGUCUGUGUUCAAUGAGAUGCAGAAAAACGGGGUGCGUCCUAAUGAUGUGACAUUUGUUGGACUAGUCCACGCCCUAACGAUGAACAAUAUGGUAUUAGAAGGUUUCAUAGUUCAUGGAUUUUGCUUAAAAUCGAACUUUAUUUCCGAAUAUAAUGUUACCAAUUGCUUUUUGACCAUGUAUAGUAAGUUUGGGUUCAUAGAAGACUCAAAGAAGGUUUUCGAAGAGCUUGGCUGUAAAAAACAGAUAAUCUCUUGGAACUCUUUGAUAUCAGGGUAUGCUCAAAACGGAAUGCAUCAAGAAGCUUUAAGAACAUUUUCAAUCGCCAUAAUGGAGUCAUGCCCAAACGAGUACACAUUCGGGAGCGUUUUGAGUGCGAUCGCUUCUUCUGAAUCCAUUUCUUUGAAGCAGGGACAACGAUGUCAUUCCACCCUGAUAAAGCUCGGGCUUCACACCAAUCAAAUCACUUCGGGCGCUCUCCUUGACAUGUAUGCAAAGCGUGGGAGCAUCUUUGAGUCUGAGAGUGUUUUUCGUGAGAUAUCAGAUAGAACCCACGUUUUAUGGACGACUAUGAUUUCAGCCCACUCGAGACAUGGAAAUUAUGAAUCGGUGAUCUCUCUGUUUAAAGAGAUGAAGCUGAAAGGUGUGAAGCCAGAUGCAAUAACGUUUCUAUCCGUUUUAACUGCAUGCGGUCAUAAAGGACGGGUUGGUGAAGGUAUUGAGAUUUUUUCGUCAAUGACAAGAGAUUUCUCAAUCCAACCAUCUGAAGAGCAUUACUCUUGUGUGGUUGAUAUGCUGGGCCGUGUGGGGAGACUAAAUGAGGCGGAAGAGCUUGUGUCCCAAAUUCCAGGUGGGCCCGGACUAUCUGUAUUGCAAAGCUUGCUGGGUUGUUGCAGGACUUAUGGGAAUGCAGAGAUGGCUAAGAGGGUGGGGGAAGUUCUGAUUACUAUGGAACCCAAGCAUUCGGGUUCUUAUGUGAUGAUUUCAAAUUUGUUAGCUGAGAAGGGACAAUGGGGCAUGGUUGCAAAAGUUAGGAGAUGGAUGAGAGAUAGCGGGGUGAGGAAAGAGGUGGGGUUUAGUUGGGUUGAUGUGGGAGGCAUUAAUGAUUCUCUAGAUCUUCAUGGGUUUUCAGCGGAUGACAAGUCUCACCCGCUGUCUGAUGAGAUUUAUAGGAUGGUUGAGUGGGUAGGGUCAGAGAUGAAAUAUUUAGAGGGUAGUGAAGAUGAAAGACACAUCAUAUAUUUGUAACUGACAGAGAAGAAAGAAACCUGAGAGGGUGGUAAUACUUUUGACUAAAGAGACAGAAACCUGAUUAGCGUGGCCGUGGUGAAGUUGUUGGGGAUUCAAUCUACCCAUAUGACACUGAGGUAGCCAAGAUUGAUGUUAAGAAUGAGACAUCAGUUGCUGAUUGUGAAACGGAAAAUCUUGUGUGGAUUGAUGUUCUUGAUGGCGGUAGGAAGGGCAUUUGAUUUGAUUUUGCCCCAAUCUUCAGACCCACCAAUAAAAAAGAGAUUAAGUUGCUUUAUCGACAGUCAAACAUCAUAAACCGUUCACGGGAACCUUCUAGCGGGACUGAGGGAGUAGAUAUGAGGAAAGCUCUAUCUCGAGAUGUGGAGAAGGAAUCCAUCAUUCCCCUUAAAUGGCAGAUUACACCAGAUGAACUGGAGUAUGACUAAUGACAAAUUCAUCUUAUUCAUUGAAUGGCAAUUCCCCAUCUGUUCCAUGUAUUUAGCCUUGAUUAUGUAUGACCGACCCAUACAUGGGAAUACUUCAAGUUUUGAAUGUGUUUUUUCUCAUUUAGAACUGGACCUAAUAAUCAGUCACUGGUGCUGGUUCUGAUUCAAAACCAAUCAACUGAGUUGCCUGAUUUCAUUUUCUGUUAAAGACAGUCGAUCCCAGAAUUGGAAGAACAUUGUCCAAGACUUAUUUAGCGUUAUAACAUACCUCAUGUUUAGAUUUUA